AUGCAAACCAACGGAUUUGAUGUUGAAUCUGUGAAUGUGUUUCUUGAAGAAGUACGGUAUGGAGAAUUAGACAUUGUUAAAUCAUUUAUUGAACAAGACCAUGAUAUAUUAACAGUAAAAAAUGAAUAUGGGAAUUCUGCAUUACAUUAUUCUUGCGGAAAUAACAACUUAGAAAUGACUUCAUUUCUUCUAUCUUUUGAUGAAAUUAAGAGAAUUAUUAAUGAUAAAAAUGAAUCAGGAAGUACUGCCUUACAUUGGGCUGUUCGUGGGGAUAUUCAAAUAGUUCAGAUGAUGUUAGAUGCAGGUGCUGAUAAAACAAUUCUUAAUGCCCAAAAUAAAACUGCUAUUGAAUUAGCUUCUGAAGAACAUAAAGACGAUAUUGUUGCUUUAUUAAUUGGUCCAGUUGCAGAUGACCUUGUUGAUGAUGAGAAUGGAGAAAAUGUUGGUGAUGAUAUUAUUGUUGAAAGUAUUUCAUCAGAUGACAACACACAAAACAAACAAGAAACAAAGGAAGAAAAAACAGAUUAA
Molecule: messenger RNA, 528 nt
Organism: Entamoeba histolytica HM-1:IMSS
Lineage: Eukaryota; Evosea; Mastigamoebida; Endamoebidae
Product: ankyrin repeat protein, putative
Exons: 1
Coding region: 1-528 (175 amino acids)
Biological process (GO): proteolysis
Molecular function (GO): protein binding; aspartic-type endopeptidase activity
Source: RefSeq, a predicted model, not a curated record